This is a messenger RNA of Podarcis muralis (Common wall lizard), 1751 nucleotides long. Lineage: Eukaryota; Metazoa; Chordata; Lepidosauria; Squamata; Lacertidae. The record is from RefSeq and is a predicted model, not a curated record.
GAUGCGCGCAGAGAGAGAUAUACAGCUUCCAUUAGAGCCAUAAAAUAAAACUAAACACCCGCAUUUCAUCUGAAUGUGGGCAUUUACGGGCAGAGAUGAGACACUUCACCGUCCCUAACUCCGCCUCUCUGGGGCGGGAACCUGUUUGCCGCCGGGCAUUAGCGAGCGGCGCUCACUUUAAAUGGCCGUUGCUCCCUGAGGUAAAACAUGAAGGUGAAGGACGACGGGAUUGGGAGAGGCGGGGAGAAGGAGCACGACUUCCGGUUCCGGAACCUGAGGGCGGCUUCCGCGAUGGCGCCUUUCCCGGCCGGGCCGCUUCUCAGCAAAGGAAAAAACAACAAAUUCCAUCAGGGCGAGACGGGAAAAGGCCACUUGUGGUUGCAUUUUUUCACCCAUACUGCAAUGCAGGGGGAGGAGGUGAGAGAGUAUUGUGGUGUGCUAUAAAAGCACUACAGAAAAAGUACAAGGAUGUGUCCUAUGUUGUCUACACUGGUGAUGCUGGUGUCACAGCUGAAAAUAUCCUUGAAGGUGCUUACAGACGAUUCAACAUCAGAUUAAAUCAACCUGUGAAGUUUGUGUUUUUGAGAAGGCGCUAUCUUGUAGAAGCUUCCCUUUACCCACAUUUUACACUGCUGGGUCAGAGCUUAGGAUCUGUAUUCCUUGGCUGGGAAGCUCUUGUGAACUGUGUUCCUGACGUCUACAUUGACUCCAUGGGUUAUGCUUUCACACUUCCUCUUUUUAAAUAUUUAGGAGGUUGUCGGAUAGGCUGUUAUGUUCAUUAUCCUACGAUCAGCACUGACAUGCUUUCUGUGGUUAGGAACCAGAAUGCUCGAUUUAAUAAUGCAGCAGUCAUCACAAGAAACCCCCUAUUGAGUAAAUUGAAACUCACAUAUUAUUAUAUUUUUGCUUCUAUAUAUGGCUUAGUUGGUUCUUGCAGUGACAUUGUCAUGGUUAAUUCUUCGUGGACUUUAAAUCACAUCCUUUCCCUUUGGAGGUGCAGUGACCGCACCAGUGUUGUGUAUCCACCUUGUGACGUUCAGACAUUCUUGGAUAUUCCUCUACGUGAGGAAAAGAACACUGUGGAGCAAACUAUUGUUUCUGUAAGCCAGUUUAGGCCAGAAAAAGAACAUCGUCUGCAGAUCAGAGCCUUUGCUAAAUUGCUGGAAAAGACUGCAGGGCAGGAGCUGCUGCCCAAACUCAUUCUGAUUGGUGGCUGUCGUAACCAAGAAGAUGAGCAGCGUGUAAAUGGACUUAAAAAGCUCUGCCAAGAGUUGGGCAUUGAAAAAAGGGUAGAAUUCAAAGUUAACAUUCCAUUUGAAGAGCUGAAGCAACAUCUGGCAGAUGCGACCAUUGGACUUCACACCAUGUGGAAUGAACACUUUGGGAUUGGAAUUGUUGAAUGUAUGGCAGCUGGCACAAUUAUCCUUGCUCACAAUUCUGGAGGCCCCAAGCUGGAUAUUGUGGUGCCCUAUGAAGGAAAUAUUACUGGAUUUCUAGCAGAAAAUGAAGACGACUAUGCAGAUACUAUGGCCUAUAUAUUUUCAUUGCCUCCUACCAAAAGGCUAGAAAUCAGACAAACCGCUCGUCAGUCAGUGAAGAGAUUUGCAGAACAAGAAUUUGAGGAAACAUUCCUAUUAUCUGUGGAACAAUUAUUUAAAUAAACUUUUGUAAAUAGAUACCUGGACAUAAGUCGUUAUGUAUAUACAGUUGCUGUAUUUCUAUUGUACAAUAAAGGGUAUCUUAUUCCUGUA